This is a messenger RNA of Leguminivora glycinivorella, 2118 nucleotides long. RefSeq lists its product as uncharacterized. Bases 630 to 1310 code for a protein of 226 amino acids. The transcript has 5 exons. NCBI's taxonomy places the organism in Eukaryota, Metazoa, Arthropoda, Insecta, Lepidoptera, Tortricidae. The record is from RefSeq and is a predicted model, not a curated record.
CGGAUCAUUCGGUUUUUCACAAACUUGCGAAUAAAAUGGUGUGGUUUCAGUCAUUUCAGCAGCGUGGUUAAUAGGUUGCGAGCCCUGUAAAAAAAUAUCAAGUUAAAUAUAUUUCAACACCAAAUAAAAGUACUCAAAGAUACCAGAAUAUAAUAAAAGUAAAAUACAUACCAUUCUGAUUUUGAAACUGAUAAUGCACCCGGCUUGAAAUCUCGAACUGUUGUAAUUUUAAUUUGUUAAAUGCUCUAUUUAUAACUUCGUAGUAACAAAAUAUAGUAUAGCUAUUAGCUAUUAUAGCUUGCACAUUGAACGCGGUCUUAACGCGGCGACAUUCGUUCUUGUUUCCGACAAAAGAAAUAUUACACUUUUGUUUUUCAAUAAUUAGCUGAGUUGAAUAUUAUAUUACAGUGAUGAUCAACCUUUGUAUUAUAUUGGUUUCUUACUGUAUUUUUGCAAAUGUUGUAGUUUAUGUUAGUUAUAAUUUGCUUUUAGGUUGUUAACUCAUGACUUUACGUCAGUUUCGUUUUAUUAAUAAAACCCCUGGCUUAUUCAUUUCCUCUACUAUUUUCUAACAAGUGCAAGUGUUACAGUGCGAGUUUUACGUACACGGAGAAAUUCACCUUGAAACAAUGUCUGACUUUGAGUACCAUGUAAUCCAGUCUAAGAAAGACCUCGACUCUGAGGAUGAAUCUGGAUCAUUAAAGACUCAGAAGAAAACAACCAAAAGGAAAAACGCUUCUCAGAUCCCGAAACGUGACGCGGGCUGGUCGCUGGACAGAAACGUCGUCGAAGAAUGUGCUAGUAAAAGCAAGAAGAUCAAACCAAAGAAAACUGUGAAAAAGCACGCAUCGUCCGUGUUAAUAACUGAUACGUUGCAGGACAGUGACACUGACCUUGAUGAAGAAGACAAAACUAAAAGUACGACAACCAAGUCGAAGAAAGAGACACCUGAUUGUAAGCCAGGCUGGUUUUCAAACUGGGGUGACGAAGGACAUGUUGAAGCCCAGCGUCGAGCAUCCGCUGCCAACUCUCUGUCGUCCGUGCUGAUACGUCGCGUCCCAGGCGGCUACGUGCGUCGCACAGCUUCGUUAACCGGUGAUCUUUUUAUUGAUCUUAAACUGUAUAACGUAGUAGAUAUUCAAAACGUUCCAUCUGAAGCCCGUUGGGAGAAAGCGCUGGUUAAUUUUAAAUAUCGUGUGGAUUCCGUUUCGGAUAUAGUAGAUGGAAUAAAUAAGAUUCUAAAGCGUUGUAAGGACGACUUUACAGAUGAAGGAACCUUUUUCCCAGAUAAAAAAGCCAAUAAUCUUUAAUCUUUUUUACGUCUAAUUUAGUCUAUUCCUAUGUCAAUAGGCAAAAUGCCUCAUAAUAGCUCCAUAUUUUGUUCAGUGUGUGACAUAAGUAUUCCAAGUAAAGCCUUUUCUGCUCACUUGCGCACUAACUUGCAUAAAAAUAAUAACUCUGUUCAAUUAACUCCUGAUAUUGAAAAAAUAAGCAGCGCUUUCCGUAGUAGAAUAGCAUCAUACAGAGUGCGUGGACCAGAGAGUAGCCUCCAUGACUCACCGGUAAAGUUUCUGUGCGCUCUUCGUAGACAUAUUAAACAUAUUCUCGAAGCGAGAAGGCUUGCUUUUGGAUCUAUAAAGGUUAACUUUGAACUGUUUGCUGAAUUUGGUUUGCCGAAAAAUGAAGCAUGUGAAAUUAAAUCAUUCGCUACGCAAAAUAUCAUUUUACAUCAGAGUUACGAAUUUAAAGAAAUAUUUUCAACCAUUUUGAACACAUUGAGCACGAAAAUUGAUGAAUUUCAAGAACGGGACAGUGGCUGGAGCUUUCUACGAAACUUAUAUCUCGAGAUAAACAUAAACAAAUAUAAUCCUCUUAGAGCGUCUAGAUUUAUAGAAUUACCAAAGUUAAUAAAACAUCGAAGAGCUUGUGUAAAUAUUAAAAACAAUGAAAGUAGCACUAUCUUCGAAUGAUGAUAAACGAGUAAUAUUAAAAGACAAUAUUCACACACUUGCGUGGGGACAUGCUUCAUUUUUCUAAAUAUAGUUAUAUAGUGAUAUUUUAAAGGAAACUUUGAACUAAUUUGUAAACACCUACUUUACUUUUUAAGUUAGCUAUGCC